AUGGUGCAGAUGGUGCGGUCGGGGUCCGGGGGCCUCUUGCCGCAGCAAGCGGCGCCCGUGGCCUGCCCCGCGCCUCGUGGGCCGAUCGCCGGCGACGCCGAGCUGGAGGAUCACGAGCCCGACGCUCACGAGCCCGACGCUCACGGUCCCGACGCCCACGACUCUCAGCGCUCUGGCGGCACGGGCAUCGCGGAGCGGGGCCUGUCCGACCACCAGUUCGCCAUCUGGGACUCCCACGAGGCCAGCCUGUUCCGCGGCGGCGCGGCCUCCACGGCGCGCGCGCCGCCGCCCGCGAGGAUGGCAUCCUUCGGGGGGGAUGCCGCGGAGCCGGAGCAGGAGCCGGAGCAGCCUCUCCUGCAGCCCCUCCUGCUGAUGGAGACGAUGGAGAGCCGAGGCCCUCCAUGA
Prorocentrum cordatum is the source of this 405-nucleotide messenger RNA. The record is from the annotation of a GenBank genome assembly. Lineage: Eukaryota; Dinophyceae; Prorocentrales; Prorocentraceae.